Messenger RNA from Trichophyton benhamiae CBS 112371, 1008 nucleotides. Its product is annotated as nitrilase, putative. The record is from RefSeq and is a predicted model, not a curated record. Lineage: Eukaryota; Fungi; Ascomycota; Eurotiomycetes; Onygenales; Arthrodermataceae. The transcript is spliced from 2 exons. Gene Ontology annotation, molecular function: catalytic activity. Bases 1 to 1008 code for a protein of 335 amino acids.
AUGUCUGGCCCUGCUUUGAAAGUUGCCAUUACCCAGGCACAGCCUAAAUGGCUAGACCUAGCUGGGAGUGUUGAGAAAACCGUCAACCUCAUAGCUGAGGCAGCAAAGGGCGAUGCAAGGCUUGUUGCAUUCCCUGAAUGCUGGAUUCCCGGUUACCCAGGAUGGAUUUGGCAACGGCCAGUCGAUCCAAUAAUCAACACCAAGUACAUACAAAAUUCGCUAUCCGUUAACUCUGCUGAGAUGAAUACUAUCAAAUCGGCAGCAAAGGAGAACAACAUCGCAGUUGUACUUGGCUUUGUCGAAGCAAUCGAUACCCAUAGCGUCUACAUCGCCCAGGCAAUCAUCUCUCCCAAAGGUGAACUGCUGAUGCAUCGCCGAAAGAUCAAGCCUACUCACAUGGAACGUACCGUAUUCGGAGACGGCUCUGGCUCAGAUCUCACCAAUGUUGCAGAUGUUGAUUUUGGAGGCGAUAUCGGUGUUGUCAAGGUUGGAACCUUGGCUUGCUGGGAGCACGCACUGCCUUUGCUUAAGUACCACACAUAUUCGCAAAAGGAAGCGAUCCAUAUUGCUAUGUGGCCGCCAAUCGACCCUCACCCUGGUGUUGAUGCCCCGGCAUUAUGGAGUAUGAGCGCCGAGGGGUGUCAAAAUCUCAGUCAAACUCAUGCCAUCGAGGGUGGUGCCUAUGUCCUGCAUUGCACAGCCGUAUGCAAUGAGGAGGGAAUCGAGGGCAUGAAGACCAAGGGUGGGCUUCUCUUCCAGGAGCCAGGUGGUGGACACAGCGCCGCCAUUGCUCCGGAUGGCCGUAGGUUGACAAAACCGUUGGCUGAUGGCAAUCCUGCAGCCGAGGGUAUUGUUUAUGCUGAUUUGGACAUGGCGAGAGUCGUUAUGAACAAGGGCUUCAUCGAUGUGGUAGGACACUAUAGCCGCCCAGACCUCCUGUGGUUGGGAGUCGAUAAGGCUCAGAAGGGCUGCGUGGUGCCAAAGAGAGAACCCGAGCAGGAUGUUUGA